AUGCGGGGGCCCCCCACGAGGGCCCCCUUGGGGGCCCCCAGGGCACAGAGAGCAGCGGAGGGGGGGGGCCCCCUACGCUGCAGCAGUCCCCGUAGCCCCGUAUUCAUUCGUUUGUUCGCGGGGGCCCUCGUGCUGCUGCUGCAGCUUGCAGGCACAGCAGCUGUAUCAAGAGCACGGGGGGCCCCCCAGCUGGGGGCCCCCCAAAUAAGGGGCCCCCACUGGGCCUUUCAGAACCCCUUUGGCUCCUGCUUGCAAGGAAGGGGCCCCUGCUUGUCUGUGGUUGCUGCAUCCUCUAGACAGGCUGUACCCUUUUACAGGGGCCCCCUGGCGGGGGGGCCCCUGGGGGCCCCCCAAGGGAGGGGGCCCCUAGACCCCUUGCAGGAGGUGGGUUGGGGGGGCCCCCAGGAUAGGGGGGGCCCCAAGAGCUCGCUGCAUGCAAAGGGGCGGCCGGGGGGUGGUGGUGGUGUGGGCCCCAAGAAGAAGACGGCGCAGCAGAAGCAGCAGCAGCAGCUGCUGCUGCAGAAGCAGCAGCAGAAGCAGCAGCAGCUGCAGCAGCUCGGAGGAUUCGCAAAACACAAGAAGGCUAAGAAAGCAAAAGAAGGAGAGGGGGGCCCCCAGGGUACUACAAAGAAGACAGCUGCAUCUAGGGGCCCCAAAAGAGGAGCAGCAACAGAGGGGCCCCCGGGGGCCCCCCCCUACCUAGCAGCAGCCAACCUAAACGCCCGCGAUCUUCCUUAUGAUAUGGUGUCUGCGGAGGUGUUUGAGGUGUAUAAGUUAUUUGGCCGUCUCUGCGACCCCUUUCUCCCGCACGCUUCUCUCCCCCCUUCUUCUCGUCUCUUCUUAGAUCGUCUCUUCAAGGGUUUCACGCGGUGA
This is a messenger RNA of Eimeria mitis, 873 nucleotides long. RefSeq lists its product as uncharacterized. NCBI's taxonomy places the organism in Eukaryota, Apicomplexa, Conoidasida, Eucoccidiorida, Eimeriidae. Bases 1 to 873 code for a protein of 290 amino acids. The transcript has 2 exons. The record is from RefSeq and is a predicted model, not a curated record.